Molecule: messenger RNA, 3164 nt
Organism: Ruditapes philippinarum (Manila clam)
Lineage: Eukaryota; Metazoa; Mollusca; Bivalvia; Venerida; Veneridae
Product: hydroxyacid-oxoacid transhydrogenase, mitochondrial-like
Exons: 13
Coding region: 329-1714 (461 amino acids)
Cellular component (GO): mitochondrion
Molecular function (GO): metal ion binding; alcohol dehydrogenase (NAD+) activity
Source: RefSeq, a predicted model, not a curated record
GUUUUAAAUGCUUUCUUGUUUUUGUUUUCUUUCUCGUGAUUAACCAAGUGGAAAACGAAUGAAAUAAAAACAAAUUCGCAUCCUAGAUACAAAUCUCAACUUUUACACAUUAUUAACAGCUGGUAGGAAAUCAGAUAGAGUGUCAAUGUGCAUCAGACGUGCAUUUUGCGACCUAGUUUAUCACCCAGUGUUAAAUAGGCUGUUAAGUAAAACCACACUCGUUAUCUCGCCAAGGAUACUGUUAUGUACAGCGGGUCACAAGUGUGAACGACUGGGUUAAAACUAUUAUCGGAUUACAGUUCAGUCGUGUUUCAGGAGUUUAAUAACUAUGGCAAGCCUUGGGAAAAUACUUAGAUGUGAAGCAAGUCAGCUUUUACGAAACAAUUCUGCAAGAUGUGUUCUUUCUCGACUUCAAGCGUACAGUUCGUCCCCGGACACAGAAUACGCCAUCGAAAUGGCUUGCUCCAACAUCAGGUAUGGCGCUGGGUCGACGCGGGAAGUAGGUAUGGACUGUAAGAACAUGGGUGCUAAGAAUGUGAUGGUGGUAACGGACAGUAGAUUGUCUAAAAUGAAGCCAGUUCAGACGGUUAUAGAGUCCCUUAGUUCACAAGGUGUACCUUUCAAACUUUACGACAAAGUAGCUGUUGAACCUACAGAUGAAAGUUUCAAGGAAUGUAUCGACUUUGCAAAGGCCGAUAACUUUGACGUAUUUCUGGCGGUGGGUGGGGGAAGUGUAAUAGAUACCUGUAAAGCAGCUAAUCUGUAUUCUACAAAACCAGACGCAACAUUACUAGAUUUUGUGAAUGCUCCAAUUGGCAAAGGUCUCCCAAUUACACAUCAGCUCAAACCUUUGAUCGCAGUCCCUACUACUGCUGGAACCGGAAGUGAAACAACUGGUGUUGCAGUGUUUGAUUAUCUUCCAAUGAAAGCCAAAACAGGCAUUGCUAAUAGAGCUCUUAGACCCACACUUGGAAUUGUGGAUCCCGAACAUUUAGUAACCAUGCCCGAACGUGUCGCGUGCUAUUCCGGAAUUGACGUAUUGUGCCAUGCUAUAGAAUCAUACACUGCUAAAUUUUAUCUCGAGCGUUCUCCACGGCCGACCGACCCACUGCUAAGACCAGCAUACCAAGGUUGUAAUCCAAUCAGCGACAUUUGGUCUCUUCAUGCGUUAAAACUUACCUCAAAGUUCAUCAAAAGAGCCACAUUUAAUGCUGACGAUUUUGAAGCAAGAGCUGCGAUGCAUCUUGCCAGUGCAUAUGCUGGCGUCGGAUUUGGAAACGCUGGGUGUCAUCUGUGCCAUGGAAUGUCGUAUCCUAUUUCGGGAAAUGUUAAAAGUUAUAUUGAAAAGGGAUAUAACCCAGAUCUGCCUCUUAUUCCUCAUGGUUUAUCAGUAGUUGUGUCCGCUCCAGCCGUGUUCGAGUUUACGGCACCAGCCUGCCCAGACAGACAUUUGGGAGCCGCAGAAGCUUUAGGUGUUGAUAUUAGCAAUGCGCGAAAAGAGGACGCUGGCAAGAUCUUGUCUGACUGUCUCCGGAAGAUACUUGAUGAAUUGAAGGUACCAAAUGGUCUCAAUGCGGUUGGUUAUUCCAACGACGACGUGAAAACAAUGGUUGCCGGCGCUAUGCCACAGCACCGAUUGAUAAAGCUGUCACCACGAGAAGUACAUGAAGAUAACAUGAGCGAACUCUUCGAGAAGUCCAUGAAAAUUUACUAGCCAUAUUAGAACUUAUUUCAGCUAAAAUCAAACAGUUAAUAUAAACAUUACGAAUGACCUGUAAACUCGGGACCAGGCUUUAAGAAAAGAAAAGCAUUAUGUUUGUUUUAUAAUGCUUAUUAUGAUGACUUUGGACUGCACGUUUGUAAAGUUAAUUUUCACUGGAUAGCCGUGACAUUUAUAAAAUGCUUUUUUGUCCUACGCAGAUUGCGCAUGUGCGAGAAAAUAAUAUUUUUCAUUGCAACGGACCGCGUGAUAAAAAGGUCUAUAUGUAUUGAUGUUGUAAAUUCAUUAAUUAGUUUUAAUUCAAAUGAGAGAGUUGUAAUGAAUUAUAAAUUUGUUAUACGGAUUUUUGACAUGUUUAUAUGCCCGCGUAUAUACGGUUGAUUGCAAUAUAACCCAUGCGGGAAAUAAUAUAACUACUUAUGAAGAAUUCUGACAGGUUAUAUGGCUCAGUAAUUUAUCUACAGUAGCUGUAUAUAUAAAUAAUAUACACUUCACGAACGUCCAAUGAAAAUCGACUUUACAAACAUGCAGUUUAAAAAAAAAACAAAAAAAAAAACAACAAGUAUUUACAUUACUGUAGAGCGUGAACAUUUACUUUUGAUCUAUCUUAGAACACCAAUGCAUUUUCAAUGGUGUGAAAAAUUUAAGAGUAUACGUACGUCGAAUCUGUAUCCAUUCUUCUAUUUUUACUUCCAAUGACAAGAAAAUAUCAUAUUUUGCAACAUACGAAUAAAUGAGGGACGAAUAUGGUUAAGGAAAUUAAUAUGUUUAAACUAAACUAAGGGACGAUUGGCGAUAAUAUAUGUUACACCAGUGAGCUGUUCUGAUAGGUUGUAUUGCUCGAGUUGAUUGGUAGAAUUGUAUUUAUUAAAUAAAAAGUACUUAUGGGUCAGUGUGAAUAUAACUUUACGCAAUCAACAUUUGAUAGAAUUCACCAGAUUAGUGCACUCGUGUUUUAUUCCUUCUAUUAUUACAUGUUUAUUUUUCUGUAACAUGCGUAAACAAACUUUAGCUUGACAAAAAUUGAAGAAUUAUAACGUCAGUUUUAUUACGUAACGACUCAAACAACACAAGGUGUUGAAUAUGGGGAAAGUCAAUCCCGAUGUAUGUGUUUGAAAAAGAACUAGAUCCAUUUUUGCUUUAUAUUAAGUAUUAAUUAUAUAGCAGAACUAAUAAAUUUGUCUCCCCACAUUUUACUUCUGAUGCUUUUUAUGAAUGGGGUGUAAGAAUUAAACCUUGAUUUUAUCCUAUUUUUAUUAAUUAACUUGUUUGCAUUGUAUAAAUAGAGGAAGUUUGAAAUUGCUAGAUAAAGUUUUCAAGUGGUUGUCAAUUAACAUCCUCGUCUAAACAUGCAACUAUAAACAUAAUAUUAGGCGAUUUGUUUACUUAGGGUUCAAUGUAUAUAAUCUGUUAUUGUAUAUUGAAAUAAAUGUUUGCAACCUGA